This is a messenger RNA of Exophiala bonariae, 780 nucleotides long. RefSeq lists its product as uncharacterized. Gene Ontology annotation, molecular function: cholestenol delta-isomerase activity. Gene Ontology annotation, cellular component: endoplasmic reticulum; membrane. Gene Ontology annotation, biological process: sterol metabolic process. The record is from RefSeq and is a predicted model, not a curated record. Bases 1 to 780 code for a protein of 259 amino acids. Lineage: Eukaryota; Fungi; Ascomycota; Eurotiomycetes; Chaetothyriales; Herpotrichiellaceae. The transcript has a single exon.
AUGGCAUCAGCAACAACCAUGACGACCUCACCCCCUUUCACACUCGACGCAGGCACGGCAUUCUGUCUAGCCGUGGCCUUCUCACUGAUGCCGACCGCACAAGCCUUGGCCGGAAUAGCCCUCCCCAAGAACAUCUCGCGCACCUACUACUACCUGUUCCUCUGGCACGCGUACGACUUUCUCACACACUUCAUUAUCGAAGGCAGUUUUCUCUACCACACCUUCUUCUCGUACAUUGACCUCCCCAUCCCGACGUCCGACUACCCACACCCGGCGUCGCGCGGAGGCCAUGUCGGACCGUACCUGUACGGCGACGCGAACCGCCGUUACGGUCCGAUAUACUCACAGGCACCGAUGGCGCGGCUGUGGCAGGAGUACGCAAAAGCGGACCGGCGCUGGGGCGGCGCAGAUCUUACGGUCAUGUCACUCGAACUGCUCACGGUUGGACUCGAAGGGCCGGCUGCGGUGUAUGUCUGUUAUUUGAUCCCCAGAGUCCUCAAGUCGAGCGGUGCGUUGAAGGCUAAAUACCAGACGAGGCUGUGGUUCGUGGCCGUCCUGAUUGCCACGGGAGAGCUAUAUGGCGGGUGGAUGACCUUUGCGCCGGAGUGGUUGAGUGGGAACGCCGCGUUGGCGGGUGACGAUCCGGUUUAUUUGUGGUUGUAUUUGGUCUUUUUCAAUGUUCUUUGGGUGUUUAUUCCCUUGUGGGUGCUCUAUGUUGCUUAUGGGGAGUUCUCCGCUGCUUUCACCUCCCAGGCGGUGGCGUCGAAAAAGACCACUUAG